CCCAUCCAACCACUCUGCGUCUUCUCUUCGUUCUUCAGUCGAGUUGUUAUCCGCCCCCCAUGGACUAGUACCUUCUUUCUUAUCGUCGUUGUAUUCGUCGUCAUCUAUUCUCUUCGGCAUUGUCUCCCUUAUCGUCCAUCGAACAUGCCCGUCUCCCUCAACGCCCGUCCCAUCUUCCUCACCGUUGUCUUCCUCGUCAGCAUCAUCUGGUGGCUCGCCCAACAGCCGCUCUUCGACCACUCUCCCGCCCACCGCAUCUCAAACAUCGAUCUCACCCUCACCCACUCUCUCCCACGCCUAGACUUUGCUGCCCUGGGCGCCAAGAGCCGCGACUACUACGCCUCCGACGCCGCACGCGACCUCUGCGUCGCCCAUGGCUACACUGUCUUCCAGCCCCGCGAUGCCUCCUUCUCCGGCGAGCGCAAGGUAUACGACCUCUUCAUGGUCAACACCGAGCUCGACUUUCUCGAGAUUCGCCUCCGCACGCUUUACGAUUAUGUAGAUUACUUUGUUAUCGUCGAGUCCCCGCGCACCUUCCAGGGCGGGCCAAAGAAACUCACUAUCCGCGAGGCCUGGGACCGCUUCGCGCCUUACCACGAUAAGAUGAUAUACCACGAGUUGCGCUUCCCGGAGGACUUCAAGCCCGCGAGGACAUGGGACUAUGAGGACCUGCAGCGUGAUGCCAUGUUUGUUCAGGUCUUCCCGGGCCUCACUGGCCGCCAGGCCCCCAUCGACGGCGACGUUCUCUUGGUCGCUGAUGUCGACGAGAUCCCUCGCCCCGCGACCCUCCUGGUCCUGCGCACAUGCAACUUCCCCCGCCGUCUAACCCUCUCCUCCAAGUUCUACUACUACUCAUUCCAAUUCCUACACGUCGGUCCGGAGUGGCCGCAUCCCCAGGCAACCUUCUACCAAGGCAUAUCAGGAACCAUCCCGCCCACGAACCUACGCACCGGCGACGCGGGCAUCCCCCUACUGCGCGACCUCGAGAAGGGCAUCUUGAGAAAUGCCGGGUGGCACUGCAGCUCGUGCUUCGCGACCAUGGAGCAGUUCCUCAACAAGAUGGCCAGCUUCUCCCACGCGUGGAUGAACAACAAGUAUUACCAAGACCGCACCCGCAUCGCCGACGCCGUGCGCAAGGGCGUUGACCUCUGGGGCCGUAAGGUGGACGUGUUCGAUCGCAUCGACAACAAUAGGGAUGUUCCGCGGUGUCUACUCGAGGACAAGGAGCGCUUCCGGUACAUGCUGAAUCGAGACGGUGAGACGGCGGGGUUCACGGACUAUCCAUGAUGAGCAUUUAUGACAAGGAGCAUACGGAGUG
Ilyonectria robusta is the source of this 1318-nucleotide messenger RNA. RefSeq names its product glycosyltransferase family 17-domain-containing protein. The transcript has a single exon. The record is from RefSeq and is a predicted model, not a curated record. Gene Ontology annotation, biological process: N-acetylglucosamine metabolic process; protein N-linked glycosylation. Bases 145 to 1287 code for a protein of 380 amino acids. Gene Ontology annotation, molecular function: beta-1,4-mannosylglycoprotein 4-beta-N-acetylglucosaminyltransferase activity. Lineage: Eukaryota; Fungi; Ascomycota; Sordariomycetes; Hypocreales; Nectriaceae. Gene Ontology annotation, cellular component: membrane.